AUGGCAACUCCAAAAUCAUCCCCUUCCUUUGUUCUACUCAUUGUAAUAACAACACUUGCAAGAUAUUCGAUAUCGAGUUCAUUGAAAACUCCAACAUCUGCCUUGUUCAUCUUUGGUGACUCUAUAGUUGAUGCAGGAACAAACAAUCACAUUAAGUCUGUGGCAAACUUUAAGGCAGAUUAUCAUCCAUACGGUCGAAACGGAUUUUUCAAUGGCCCGACCGGGAGAUUUUCUGAUGGCCGUGUGCUUGUAGACUUCAUCGCUGAACUUGCAAACAUACCUGCAAUUCCACCAUUCUUGCAACCUUCUGCUAAGUUCAUCAAUGGUGCCAACUUUGCAUCAGCAGGAGCUGGAAUUCUAUCUGAAACUAAUCAAGGAUUGGUGAUCAACUUUGAGACACAAAUCAAACAGUUUGAGGAGUUGCAGAAAUCCUUGCAAGAAGAGCUUGGUGAAACAGAGGCCAAGACAUUGAUAUCAAAAGCAGUGUAUUUAAUCAGCAUUGGAACCAAUGACUACCUCCAUGGAUAUACCUUCAAUCCUAACAUGCAAGAGACCUUCUCAGUUGAAGAUUUUGUAGGAAUGGUCACUGGCAACUUAUCACAAGCAAUCCAAGAUUUAUAUGAAAGAGGAGCUAGGAAGUUUUGUGUGUUGGAUUUAAUGCCAUUGGGUUGCAUGCCAAGUCUAAGAGCAUUGAAUCCAAAUACUAAGAAUGGAAGCUGUUUUGAGGAAGUCUCUGAGAUUGCAAUGGCACAUAACAGAGCACUUUCAGCUACUCUCAUUAUACAACAACACAUUUACAAAGGAUUUAAGUAUGUUCAUUCAAAUUUCUUUGAAUGGAUGGAUAAGAGAAUCCAUUUUCCUUCAGAAUAUGGAUUCAAGGAUGCAGUGAAUGCUUGUUGUGGGAAGGGGGCAUUUAGAGGAAUAAAUAGUUGUGGAAGAAAGAAGAAAAAGGAUAAUUAUGAAGUGUGUGAAGAUUCAAAUGAGUAUUUGUGGUGGGAUUCUGUUCAUGUAUCAGAAAAAGUUCAUGAGCAGCUUGCAUUGGAAUUAUGGACUGCCACAGCUUCAUUGCCAGGAUCAUAUACUUUCCAGGACCUUUUCAGUGAUUUUCAGAAUUUGCGAGUUGAAGAUGUCAUUGUGCAUGAACAAUCUGAUUUAGGAUUUGUUUCUGUAACAUAAUUGCUUGGCAGAUUGUUGUGGUUCAAUGGUUUGGUUGAUUGAAUUUCUAUUAAAUUAUUUACUUAUCCGAAAAU
This is a messenger RNA of Dioscorea cayenensis subsp. rotundata (Guinea yam), 1250 nucleotides long. RefSeq names its product GDSL esterase/lipase 1-like. Gene Ontology annotation, biological process: lipid metabolic process. The coding region runs from base 1 to 1176 and encodes 391 amino acids. Gene Ontology annotation, molecular function: lipase activity. Lineage: Eukaryota; Viridiplantae; Streptophyta; Magnoliopsida; Dioscoreales; Dioscoreaceae. The transcript has 5 exons. The record is from RefSeq and is a predicted model, not a curated record.